UAUUGAUGAUAUAUAUUAUUAGUAUUAGUAUUAGUAUUAGUAUUAGUAUUAGUAUUAGUAUUAUAAUAUAUUUAAAGUACUAUGAAUGGCUAAAUAAAAUAUACAUGUGUCGAAAUGAAACCUCCUUCUCUACGCACAUUCCUCUCUUUCCAAGACAAUGUAUUAUUUUUUCUUUUUUUCUUUCUUUCUUUCUUUUCUGCCUAAUCAACCAGCGUGUUUGUUGUCAAGGUUUUCUUUUCUUUUUUUUUUUUGUAGUCUGUUAAGGAUUCAAGAUUUUAAACAACCGGUGGAAGCUUAGGCUUUCGCUUCAUUUACGUCGACCAAGUACUUUUCCAAACGUAGCCUUGAUCGCCUGUGCUGCCUUCUCGACUUCCUUCUUUGAAUGUGUUGCACAAAUCGAAAUACGGAUCGAUGGACGUGGAAGAUACUUUUCCUGAUGUUCAACAUACUUGGCUCUUGUAAUCAACAGACCAUCUUUAAUAGCCA
Molecule: messenger RNA, 486 nt
Organism: Lobosporangium transversale
Lineage: Eukaryota; Fungi; Mortierellomycota; Mortierellomycetes; Mortierellales; Mortierellaceae
Exons: 1
Coding region: 6-263 (85 amino acids)
Source: RefSeq, a predicted model, not a curated record